Macrosteles quadrilineatus (aster leafhopper) is the source of this 1204-nucleotide messenger RNA. RefSeq names its product tubulin epsilon chain-like. Bases 32 to 1102 code for a protein of 356 amino acids. The transcript has a single exon. Lineage: Eukaryota; Metazoa; Arthropoda; Insecta; Hemiptera; Cicadellidae. Gene Ontology annotation, biological process: mitotic cell cycle; microtubule cytoskeleton organization. Gene Ontology annotation, cellular component: microtubule; cytoplasm. The record is from RefSeq and is a predicted model, not a curated record. Gene Ontology annotation, molecular function: GTP binding; structural constituent of cytoskeleton.
GAAAGUAGUUGAGAGAUUUCAACAUGGAUCAAUGCAUUACUUGUUUGAUAAGAAAUAUCAUCUUACUGAUAAUCCUGGAUCUGGAAAUAAUUGGGCUGUCGGACACUACAGUCAUUUCAAAUGCUAUAAAGACACUUUGGCUGACAUGUUUCACAGUAUAACUGAACAAUGUGAUUCUUUAGCCGGCUUCUUUUUCAUGCUUUCUUUAGGAGGUGGAACAGGAUCCGGUCUGGGAACAGCAAUAGUAUGCCUUCUUGAAGAUCAGUUUCCCCGUAUUGACAGGGUUGUUACUUGUGUUCAUCCAGGUCAGUACAACGACGUUGUUACAAGCCCCUAUAACAUUGGCCACUCCCUUCGGAUAUUAUCUGAGCACGCUUCGAUUGUACUCCCAAUAGACAAUAAAGCACUUAUAGAUAUUUGCAAUAGACAUAGUUUUAAUCGAGGAGUGAAGCCUUUUGAGGAUGCAAAUAAAAUCAUUGUUAACAUGCUUCUAAAUCUAACUAGCGGUUCGAGAUUUUCGGGCUCUUUGAACUGUGAUAUAAGUGACCUUAGUUCGUUAGUGCCACAGCCAGGAUUACAUUACUUCAGUUCUAGUCUUAGUCCUCUUCAACUAUAUCCAUCUCGGGACCUAGCCUUCCAAAAUAAAAAGUGUGAUCUUAUUCAAGAAAUUUGUUCCAGAGAAGAUCAGUUGAUGAGAGUGAAUGCACUCGGAGGAAAAAUAUUUAGUGCCGCCCUCCUUUGUCGAGGGGAUGUUUCUCUCCCUGUGCUGAGGGAUUACGUGAAAAAGUUCAGCUCAAAAGUAGAAUUUGCUGGUUGGAGCCUAUCAGGGAUUAAAACCGGUCUUUGUUCCAUUCCUCCCGUGAGUCAAAAAAGAGGUAUUUUAUGUUUGGCCAACUCAUCUAACAUGACCCGACUUUUCUCCGAUUCUCUUAAACAUUUCAAUCUUCUUUAUAGAAGGAGAGCUCAUGUUCACCACUACUUGGAUGUUGAUGGAUUUGAGCUAAAUGAUUUUCUGUUGACAGAAGAAAGUUUAGCCUCAUCUGCUUUGAAAUAUGCUGAUGCUGCAAAUUGUAUUGAAGUUCCUAGGCUCCAGGUUAGUUGAAUGUUCCGUAACUAGUACGGUAACUGGUGGAUUGCCAAUAAGAACUGUAAAUAUUGUAUCCUAACUUAUUCUUGUUAAAAUAUUUAUUUUAGUAAAUUUUUA